UAUUUCACAUAUUUUACCGUGUGCAUUUUGUAUUUCGUUUUUAUGAAGAAAUAAAAUUCUCAUCACAAUCCAAUCUCGAAAAAAAACGAAAUAUAAACGAAACUGAAUUAUCUUAAGUUCAUAAAAUCUUAGACAGAAUUGAAACAAAAGCAUAAAGAAGCAAUUCAAACCAUUAUUUCGUCGAAUUACGAUAUUCUUAUUUAACGCCAUCAACAACAGAAAAAGUGAAAAAGUUUUACGUAUAAAUAAAAAUAUUGUUCUCUCUCGUGUCUCUUCAUACUACAAAUUUUUACGGCAUCGAGUGAAUUUCAGUGCAUUGCAUUUUCAAUAUUUCAUUUGUUAGUUAAUUUUUGUUGUUUUUGUUGUUGUUGUUGUUGUUCUUUUCUCAAUUAUUGAUUGAGUGUUCGAAUCGAAGAAACAACAUAAAAAUGUUAAAAGUCUUAAAACCAGAACAUACACGAUAAGUGAAAAUGGGCAAACGUUAUAUUGAUCAUGAUUCGACAUUGGAAACACCGACAAAUAAAAAACGUAAAACUGAGUCGUUACAUCAUUCAUUUGUCGAUAGUUGCGCCGCGAUAGAAAAUGGAAAUCAAGUAACUGGACCAGGUAGUGGUGAUAUAUCGUUAGCUACUGAUGUCACCUAUACAUUAACCACGGAGUUGGUAGAAGGUGCCAUUCUCACCGAUCUAUGUGCACGGAAAUGGAGAUGCGGUAAACCAAUUGGCAAAGGCAGUUUUGGUGAAAUUUUCUUAGCUUCCGACGAUAUAAUCAAUCCUGUAACUAGUGACAAUGCAAAAUUUGUCGUAAAAAUUGAACCACACAAAAGUGGUCCAUUGUUCGUUGAAAUUCAUUGUUUGAUCAAAGCUGGAAAACCAACUGAGGAGAAACCAUUACCAUUGGGCAUGCCAACAUACAUGGCAUCGGGUGGACAUUAUUUUGGUCAGACUCGGUAUCGCUUUCUAAUUCUGCCACGAUACGAUUUUGAUUUACAUUCCAUAAUCCGAAGCCGUCAAGUGGAAACUAAAAAUAUUUUGAUUAUUGCCAGCCAAUUGAUUGAUAUAUUGGAGCAUAUACAUGACUGUGGAUACGCGCAUUCAGAUAUUAAGGCUGAAAAUAUAAUGAUUGGUAAGUGUAAGAAACAACAACCUGGUACCAAAACCAAUGCAAAAAGUCAACAAAAGUCGAAAGGUAUUGUUGCCCGUCGAUUACGAAUGACAUUGGUAAUGAACAAUGACAUGGAUAUGCCCCGACAAGCAAAACGAAAUGCCAACACUAAAUCAUAUGCCGAAUCCAAUAGCAGUGUAUCGAGUACUAAAUGGGAGGAUAGCGAUUUUGGUGAAGAUUUUGAGAAAAUGAGUGAUGAAGACGACGACGAAGAUGAGGAUGAUGAUGAGGAUAUUAUAUCCAAUUCAGAUCUGGGAUCGGUAGAAAGCUCGGCAAAUUCGACAUCAGAUAAAGAUUUUAAACCGUUUUCACGACGUCGCUCGGCAAAAGUGGAAUUUAGUGGUUCAAAUCCAAUGCGUUCAUGUCGCAAAGAAUCAAAUAGCACUGAAACAUAUGAUGCAAUGGUGCAAUCACAUUAUUUACGUCGUUCUACGAAAAAAGUAAAUUAUUGUGAAAACGAUGAUGAGGAAGUGAGCCGAAACAGCGAUAUCGAUGACGACGAUUGGGGUCGAAAAAAUAGCUAUCUAAAGCGAAUUUAUUCAUUGGAAAAGAGCCAACCAACAAAAUCCCAAAAUACUCUAAAACGUCACCAAAAUUACAAUGGUUAUGAAAAUGACGAUGAAGCUGCCAUCGUUGAUGAGUUGUUGGAAGAUCGAAUUCAUUUAAUUGAUUUUGGUUUGGCAUUAAAAUUUGUUGAUUCAAAUGGUGUGCAUCGGCCAUUUGUGAUGGAUCAACGGCGUGCACAUGACGGUACCCUAGAGUUUACAUCACGCGACGCUCAUAUGGGUGCACAUUCACGUCGCAGUGACCUCGAAUGUUUGGCAUACAAUUUAAUUUAUUGGAGAGAAGGAUAUUUACCAUGGAAAAAUGAGAAAAUCAUGAGCCAACCCGAACAAGUGCAUCGAAUGAAAGAGUAUUUCAUGACUGACAUUAAGCAAUUAUAUAAGAAAUUUUACAAUGUUCCAAUACCGUCGUUUAUUUAUGAAUUUUUAAUGCAUGUCACGAAUUUAGCUUAUCAUGAUCGUCCCAACUAUAAGUUAUGUAAAGAUAUAUUUUUGAGAGAAUUCCUUAAGCUAGGCUAUAAACAAACAGAAAUGGUAUUGAAUGUGGUUGAAUUACGGGAGGCACCAUUACGAAAACCGGAAACCGAUGAAUGUGAUGCAAUGAACAAUAUGUUGGGACAAAAAUUAAUGGAAGUUGCAAAAAUGAUGAAAAUGGGCAUGAUAAUGCCAUUCUGUGAAACACCAACAACACCAAAUCAAAUUUCACCAAAAAAUUUACGGUCGAAAGCCACACAAAAUACGAAAAAACGACGAACGAAGUUUUCAUGGACGGAAAUUUUGAGCACCGACCCCGAUCAAAUAGCGCGGCAACGGGCUGAAAAAGAAUUUGAACGUGAACCAUGCGAUGAUACACCGAUUCGUCGAUAUACAGGCAAUCCAACGUAUGCCAUCAUUCAAACGGAAAAUUUAAAAUCGAAAAACAAAGAGCGCGAUCAAAACAAUGAUCAAUCAGAAGAUUAUAUUAAAGGUUAUAAUCGAGCAAUGAUGGAUGUAUGGCGAAAACGACAAUCGUUGCUAUUGAAAGAACCCGAACAUAAUAACAGUAGAUGUGACGAGAUAAAGUCAACGUCUACAGCGCGUGGUGGUAGACGCAAGCAAGCUAACGUUACUUCAAACACUAUUACAUCAAAUAAAAAGCUAAACGGCAACAGUGUUGAAGAUGUUCGAAUAGCGACAGCAACCGAUGAUGCACUUGAAAAAGCAACACCCUUACAAGGUGCAACAGCAACGGCAAAACAAUCGACAAAAACGACACGACGACGAAAGGCGGGCCUGCGAAAUAUAAUUACACCAACAAAAAAAAUCAGUGCUUAUCGUGAAACAGCAACAAAUAAUCGAAAACGCAAAACCCUACUAGAUGCAAAACAACCUGCUAUUGAUAUUAAUACAACGACAGCUACGGCUACACAGCCACCGUUGCCCACAUCCAGCGAAAAUUCAGAUGCGUCGAAUCCAUGCUGCGAAAUAAGCUCAAAGAUUGCUUGGUGGGAUUUGAAUUCACGCGGCACAACAAAAAACAGUAGCAGUAGCAGUAGUACAAUUGAAUCGUCUGAAUCAUUGCCAAUAGACAAGAAAACCGGUCAACGCCGUCGAAAAUAUAACAGCAGUUGUGGCAUGUCAUCACCAGCUUCACCAGCCAGUGAAGAGGACAGUUCACAUGAUUCAUUUGAUUAUCGACGGCCAAGUACACGGUAUGUACGAGGACGUCGGCAUACCUCAUCCAAACCACUUGUGAUUGAAAGUGAUGAAGAAAGCAGGGACACUGUUGAUUACAGUCCAAUUAAGAAUCGAACAAAAAAAUCGAACGGAAAAAGUAAUCGCCGAAACAAACGUACAACCGUUCCUGCUACUGCAGCGGGUGGUGGUUCGGUUGCUGCAACAUCUCGAGGAGUUUCUGGACGAAAAGCAUCCGAUUUGAUUCGAACAUUCACCAGAGGCUGACAUUGAGCCCAAUGUUAUUUGUGUUAAAAUUGAGAAUAAUGUAAACACAGACAUCGAAAUUUCGAUCGUAGAUCGAUGCACGAUGAUGAAUUUAUUGUCACAAAUAGGAAGAAGAGGAAGAAGAAAGAUCAUAAUGUCGUUGCCUGAACCAUUGCAUUUUUCGAAAUGUUGCACGAUAGAACUGCAUAUUAGACAAAAUGAAAAUAAAAAAAAUCAAUCUAAAAUAAAAUUUAAAAAAAAAUAUAUAAAACCAAUAAUUGUGAUGUGUGUAAUACACUGACAAAACUAAGGUUAUGAUUUUGACAACACCG
Messenger RNA from Contarinia nasturtii (swede midge), 3979 nucleotides. RefSeq lists its product as uncharacterized. Bases 471 to 3668 code for a protein of 1065 amino acids. Gene Ontology annotation, molecular function: ATP binding; protein serine/threonine kinase activity. The record is from RefSeq and is a predicted model, not a curated record. The transcript is spliced from 7 exons. Lineage: Eukaryota; Metazoa; Arthropoda; Insecta; Diptera; Cecidomyiidae. Gene Ontology annotation, biological process: peptidyl-serine phosphorylation; endocytosis; signal transduction. Gene Ontology annotation, cellular component: cytoplasm; nucleus.